AUGACGCUCGACUGGGAGUCGAGGCGAGGUACCAUCAGCAAGUUGUACAAGGAACAUACGCUGGAGAUUGUCAUGGAGAUGAUGAGGAACAAGCACGGGUUCCAUGCGAGCCGGCGUGCGUACAACGAGCACCUCGCGAAAUGGGGUGUCACCAAGUACAACAAGAACCGAAGCCGAGAGAAGCAGCCGCCACUGGUGGUGCAGAAGCAUCUACCAUUGUCGACGCGGGAAGAAGCCGAGUCGUCUUUUCAGCCGAUGGAACAGCAGCUUGACACGCGGUCGUCCUUGAGAAGGAUGGCCUUUGACCGUCAGCCGGGCCACGUCCGUCGCUUCCACGACCAGCAGCAGCAGCAGCAGCAGCAAUUCGGUUACCCAAACCAAGAGUUGCCGCACAACUCGGGCCUCUACCACCACCAGCAGCACCUCUGUGUGAACGGUACAAUGGCGAACCUCAACGCGGGCUCCUGGGGGGAGGAUAUCAUCGAUAGCGGCUGGACCGCGCCCGUACCACAUCGCUAUGAUGAUCGCCAAGGCUACCCGCCGCAGUACGGCGGCACCCUCCCUGCUCCCCUACCCGACGAUGGAGAAGGCCCCGCUGAUGGGAAGGCCGUCUGCCAAGUAUACGGACGAUACCGGUAA
This is a messenger RNA of Drechmeria coniospora, 639 nucleotides long. RefSeq lists its product as uncharacterized. The coding region runs from base 1 to 639 and encodes 212 amino acids. The transcript has 2 exons. The record is from RefSeq and is a predicted model, not a curated record. NCBI's taxonomy places the organism in Eukaryota, Fungi, Ascomycota, Sordariomycetes, Hypocreales, Ophiocordycipitaceae.